CCCUUCCGGAGCGGGUGCGGUUGGUAUAUAAGGCGAGGAGACCGAGGUCCGGGUUCAGUUCUGGGCGUUAGCAUCGUCCUCACGCGCCGCCUCGCCCCGCCCGGUCCCCAAGAUUUGACGUUCUACACUGAAGUCAUCAUGGGUUUUUUCCAACUCCUGAUGAAAAAGAAGGAACUUAUUCCUUUGGUGGUUUUCACGACACUGGCAGCGGGUGGAGCUUCGUCUUUUGCUCUUUAUUCUCUUAAGAAAACCGAUGUGAUCAUUGAUCGAAAAAGAAACCCAGAACCUUGGGAAACUGUGGAUCCUACCGUACCUCGAAAGCUUAUAACCAUCAACCAAGAAUGGAAGCCCAUUGAAGAGUUGCAGGAGGUCCGAAGUGCGACCAGAUGACCAGUCCUCGCCUUUUCCUUCCACUCUAUGAAUCUAGUGGAAACACUUCUGCACAAACUAGAUUAUGGAUACCAGUGUGCGGAAAUGCUUCUGCUACAUUUUUAGGGCUUGCCUACGUUUUCGGACUCUGGAAGAGGAAUUAUAAAGGUAGUGCAACAAUAACCACAUCGUCCAAAACUAAGCUCCGUGUUUAUUUUCUUGUUGUAAAUUUGAGUUUUGCAUAGUGAAAUGUUUGUGUUUAUGAUGCCUGUUUUCCUUAAGAGGUGUAAAAUUUUGUGAAUUUAAUUGUCUGCAAUAAAAUACCAUUUGAGCAAGA
Vicugna pacos (alpaca) is the source of this 706-nucleotide messenger RNA. It is a transcript of the gene COXFA4L3, whose product is annotated as chromosome 6 C15orf48 homolog. NCBI's taxonomy places the organism in Eukaryota, Metazoa, Chordata, Mammalia, Artiodactyla, Camelidae. The record is from RefSeq and is a predicted model, not a curated record. Gene Ontology annotation, cellular component: respiratory chain complex IV.